AUGGAGGAUGCCUUCUGCGUCGUUGGCAUGGUCGUAGGCUUCGUGUUGACGCUGGCCACCUGGGGUGAUCUCCACGGUUGGCGUUAUGUGCUUGGCUUCACGGGCGUGCCUUCGCUGGUGAUGGUGAUCCCGAUCUCUCUCGGGUUGGUGGUGGAGUCACCGAGGUACCUGAUGAUGGUGGGCCGGAAGCGCGAAGCCGAGAAGAGCCUUCUCGUUUGGGUCGGCCAUGCCGAGGUGGAGGAGGUAUUGGCGAUCUGGCGCGCUCAGGAGAGAAGCCUUCAGGAGGGGCCGCGGCGUUGGUCCGAAGUGCUGUGUCCCGCAACAGCGGCGGGCGGUAGGAGAACCGUCGCAAGUAUUGGCUGCAUGAUGGCUCAGAUGGUCUCCGGCUGCGGCGUGAUCGCGUACUACAGCACCGAAAUCUUGGAACAGGAUUUCGAUGACAAGACAGCGACGUGGAUCAGCAUGUGGUCGUUGACGGGGCGUAUCUUAGUGAACAUAUACGUCGUAAUGCAUAUUGACACGAUCGGCCGAAGGUUGCUGUUGCUGUUGAGUGCAGCUGGUUGCUCGGCCUCUUAUGUGUACAUGUCAAUCGCCUAUGCUUUUGAUUGUUCUCCGUAUGUAAGGGUUGCAGGAUUUUUCCUUUUCCAAAUAUGCUUUGCCAUCGGUCUCGGCCCCGUUCCAUUUGUCUACGUAUGCGAGGUGGUUAAUACGGAGGUGCGCAGCAAGGUCGUGGCGUUGGGCUUCAUCCUGUCGCGUCUUUACGCGGGCAUCUGGAUUGUCAGCUUCACUACUCUAGCAGGUGACGACGAGUUGGGGAGAGUCUCCCCUGGGAUACUUGGUGGUGACGCUGGGGUUUUCUUGCUCUUCGCUAUUCUCAACGGGGCUUCCUUUUGGUUUCUCUACAGUGCCGCUCGCGAGACAAAGGGUGUGCAGCUGGAAGAUAUGGAGCAGGCAUUCUCUUAA
Messenger RNA from Prorocentrum cordatum, 963 nucleotides. NCBI's taxonomy places the organism in Eukaryota, Dinophyceae, Prorocentrales, Prorocentraceae. The record is from the annotation of a GenBank genome assembly.